GGCCCGUAUCACGAAGACUUUAGGGGAUAUAUGCUCUCAGUUACCACCCCUUGAGUUGUGAAGAGCCGGUAUUUAAGUCCUAUGUCCGGCAUAGCUCAGUUCAGCUCAGCCUAGAAAUGCCCGGCCUUGUGGUAAGGUUUGCUCAUAGCUCGAACUCUGAGCUUGAACCCGCACAAGCGCGCCCGCUCGGCCAGGCCUUCUACAGCACUAUGUUCAAAAAUACAUUGAAACUGCGGCUCCCCGGCCUUUUCACACCGGAGUAAAGGCCCCUGCAAUGGUAUAAAACUGAUUGAUGCGGGUCGUGUAUACGACAGCUAUGGCAGAACGACCCCAGAUUGAGAUAUCCCCCGCCCCCAGAUAUCGCGCAACACUCGUAAUGAAGGCCGUCACUCCCGCAUCCCUUUUCUUGAGCACCCUCAUCAUUUUCUGGAGCACAGUUCUUCCCAAUCCCGAUUAUUUUGACCAUCCUUUUUGGAUUAUCACAAGUGCCGUCUUCCUUACAUACACUCAUCACUUCGCGGUCCUUUACCUCGAAUCUAAAUAUCAGCAUAUACCGAAGAAAUCUCCAGUGGUGUCCACCUUAUGGUGCAUCAUAACCUUGUUGCUCAUCGGGACGUUAUGGCUGGUCGCCGUCGCAUUCUUGCUCUUCGGAUUGACAUACAUCGAGCGACUGAUGUUCGUGCCCUAUGCCAUAUUGUUGCUUUCGACACUCGUCGAAGCGGGGCUCAUCGUCUUCUUGGGACGUACAUGUAUUUCGGAGAGAAAGCAUGCCGAAUGGGAGUAUGAAGGACUUGAGAUGUCUACAUCCAACGAACUCUGGUUGACCAUGGCGAAGUGAAACCCACCUGUGAUAUUAUGAUUAGACGAAAAUUCUAUGACGAC
This is a messenger RNA of Desarmillaria tabescens, 882 nucleotides long. RefSeq lists its product as uncharacterized. The record is from RefSeq and is a predicted model, not a curated record. The transcript has 2 exons. The coding region runs from base 293 to 838 and encodes 181 amino acids. NCBI's taxonomy places the organism in Eukaryota, Fungi, Basidiomycota, Agaricomycetes, Agaricales, Physalacriaceae.